UCGCAACGUCAAAAUGUCAAAGUCCAAACAACAAGCAAGCAAAUCCCGUGCCACCAAAUUAUCCGACGAGCAGAUCGAAGAACUGCGGGAGGCAUUCUCCCUGUUUGACACCAACGCGGACGGGACCAUCACGAGCGGUGAGCUCGGAACGGUGCUGCGUUCGCUCGGCAAAAACGUUUCCGACGCCGAGGUGGAAGAACUGCUGAAGGAGGUGAACGCCGGCUACGACGGUCGCAUUCAGUUCGCGGACUUUGUUGCGAUGAUGUCGGUCCGGUUGCAGGAUUUCAACAGUGAGGACGAACUGAGGGAGGCAUUUCGGAUUUUCGAUCGCAACGGGAACGGGUUGAUUUCGGCCGAGGAACUUCGGGCGGCGCUGAAAUCGUUCGGUGAGCAGCUCAGCGACGAAGAAGCCAACUGCGACGGACAGAUCGACUACGAAGAGUUUGUGAAGAUGAUUACCCAGAAAUAGCACCAAGGGGGGCGGCCGUUAACGGAAAUAAACUGUGCAACUUGACGAUAUUGAGUAACUUUUGUAAUUAUUAUUUUUUUAAGUUUUAACUGCUUCCGAAGAUUGCUUUUUUUGCUGCAACUUCGGUUGCGUGCUAAACGCAAUCAUGGCUUGAAAGCAUCGUGUGAUGUUUUGUCGCAAACUAUGGGCAUUUGUAUAGUUUUUAAGUAAAACGGUGCCAGCGAGAAGGUGCUCCGGAAAAAAAACAAUAUCAAACUGUAAUUGAAUCGAUAAGUUGCCCUUCCUGGGUGGGCGGGGAGUAAGCGAAUGAGGGCUGUAUAUUGUCACGUUUAAUCUAGAACUUACUCUGCAUGGGAAGGAAAAACGAAGACAAUUAAUAUUUAUAACUUUUCUGGCUUUCAAUGCCACGCCAAAGAAGUUGUUUCCUACUCAUUUCGUGACAAACAAGCGCGGGUUUUGUCGACUAUGGCACAUUACAGUAAAUUGCUGAACCGCAAUAUUUUGCUGAUAUAUAUUUCACUAUCGAACUACUUACGAUUUAUGAGCCGUUUGAAGCCAUAAAACCAAAUAGCCCCUCUAUUCAGAUUUGUGACACGGUUACACUAACCUGUAAGUAAACAAAACAGAUAUUUGAUCAUAACAGCAGACUGGUUAGGGGUUAUAUAUCUGAUAAUGAUUAUCUAUUCUAAUUAACUGAUACAAUCGCUCCGCUGCCAUAAAUAACAAAUCUGUGAACGUGUCUGCGGGGGAUAUUUAUAUAUUAAUUUGCACGAUGGUGUUGAUUAUACCGAGUCCAACGAUUUGGUGAUAAACAGGAAAGGAUGCAAUGUUUGCUUACCAUUAUAGAAAUAGUUUCCCAAGAAGCCAGUGAGGCUAAUUAUUACGAAAAAAACAAAAGGUUGUAUGCAAGACACGAUCGAGCACAAUUACAUUAAACAUGAAACAAUUCUAAGGUUCCCAUAAUAAAUACAAAAAUAAAGAUGAUAAGGGAUACACUGAACUGAAAACUUUUUCAAGUGACUAAUAAGAAACUUUCACUAGUUUAAGCGCUUAGAUUGGUUGCGAAUGAUAAAAUUGACAUUUAAAUUAUUUCAUGAUAAUUAAUAUUAUUCUAUUUUUAUCAUCAAGUUUUUGAAGUAUCUAUGAUUAUCAUCAUAACACAACUUUGAACUGAAUCCAUUCGCAAGCCACCGUUAUGCUCGUAUAUAAAUGGAGAUUCCAGUAUGCACACUACCUAAUUUUGAUGCAUACAAUAUUGAAGUGCUCUCGUUGAAUGUCCGAAAAAUCUACGGCCUGUUAGUUGCCGGAAAUUGGUAUUCAAUAUACUCAAGUGAACAAAAGCGACUAUCCAACUGUCAGUUUUGUCAUCCACUCACCAGCCGAACUACUUGCCUCGCUCACAGCCAAGCGCUGACUGGCAAAAUAUGUAUCAGUGCAUAUAUUCAUAGAUGCCUUUUUAAGCAAUACACCGUGAAAAAGAUGCACCUACAAGUAAAUACUUCUGUAGUACUCAGAACGUUAGUAGAAAAGUUAUGUAAAAUUUGGUGUUGUUACAGGAAAAUAAAAGAAGAUAACUAAGUAAGUUGAAUCAAAUUCUAUUUUAUUUUUGUAUUGAGUUUAACGUGUAGUUCGUACUGAUUGGCUCGUGAAAAUAGAAGUCAACUGAAACCGAUUUAUCAAUGAUAUGCUAUUGCAAUAUUUGAACGACGUUACCUCAUAAGUUUAGGUUGAAUGGUUCCGUAUCGAUCGGCAGUUAAAUUAUAUAAAUCCAUCGACAAAUGACAAAUGAGUUAUAGGCGCUCAAAAUUAUGACAGAAAAAUGUAACCCGGUUAGUUUCGCAUUUUUUUAAUUGACAUAACGACUGUCCUAGAAAGUAUGGACGCACUUUGAUUUCGCUGUAAAUAAUUCACAAGUGUUAGAUAUUCAAAUUUUAUUCGAUAUACUGAUAAUAUUAGACUAGAACAACAGAAUAUUAUUCUCAACAUUUGCUACUUAGCCAUUGUAGACUAGCUGGCGCACCUUCUUGCGAACGUUCCUCAUUAAAUUCCGUACAGACUUCUUGGUUUGACACUUUUUUCCAAUC
Messenger RNA from Malaya genurostris, 2553 nucleotides. RefSeq names its product calmodulin-like. Bases 14 to 469 code for a protein of 151 amino acids. Gene Ontology annotation, cellular component: cytoplasm. The record is from RefSeq and is a predicted model, not a curated record. Gene Ontology annotation, molecular function: calcium ion binding. The transcript has a single exon. Lineage: Eukaryota; Metazoa; Arthropoda; Insecta; Diptera; Culicidae.